GUAUAGGCGCAUUUAGAUAGCGUUUUGGCUGAUUUUUUGGGCGUAAAGAAAUUUGAAUAAAUUAAUUAGAAAUUGGGAAAUAAGUGGUGGGGUCAAAUGACCUUACGAAACCUGCGUAUUGUUUUGCGUGGUUCCAUUGAAAGACCAAUUUCGUGACAAUUUGUAUCUUCGUUCCACAGAACUAUAGUGAGCCGGUGAAAGCAAGAAUUCUACGCAAAGAUUUUCACAAUUAUUUAAUUCUCAUCCUAUUUACUCGCUAAUACUGCAAACAAUCACCAUCGAUCGAUUUUGGAUUGCUCUUCUAGUGUCAUGGAUUGUUCUAGUGCCUUUUCCUGUGUUCUACGACGAAUUAUUUCCUAAUUUAUCAAAUCAAAUAAGAUUUAAAGGUGUAAUAAAAUUUCUCAAGUAACCAUUUUUGAGUGCCUUUGUGAAUAUCUGUGCGCACAAAAAUUCUGCCCAAUUUCGACACAAAAUAAAAAUUAAUGAGAAUUAAUAUUAAUUGGAAAUAAUUCACCUUGCGCUCUUAGCUUCAGUAAUUCAAGACUAAUAUGUUAACUAAUUCUGUAAAAUGAUGCAAAAGAGAAAGAGAGAGAGAGAAAAUUUGAACUCAAUAAAUUUUUAUUGGUGAACUAAAAAUAAAUUUGUGGUGUAAACAUGUAUUAGGUGUAGAUAAAUAUUUUCACUAAAUUUUCUUACAUAUAUUUUUUUCACUUAAUACCACCCUACAUUAUUGGAUAUAUUGCGGUGAUUUAUGAAAAUACAUCUUAUUGUGAUCACAUCUUACUAACAACGCAUGAUUGUUCUCUUAAAAUGAACAACCAAAUGGGCAUUUAGUACAAUUCAUUUCUAACAAUGCAACGAAUUUUAAGCUAUCAAACGGCAAUGAGCAUGAGGGCAACAAGUGGUCGAGAUGCUCGAGAGUACAUCACCAAGAGGAUAUGCAUAAGUUUUGUAUUCAGUAUUGGAUUCUUCACUCUAAUAGCAGGAUUUCUGCUUGGAAAAUUCACCACAGAUCGCCAGUACUACAUAAAACGUUUACAAGAAGCAGAUGUUUCAGCAGUAAAAGAUCUCGAACACACACUCGAGGAUUUCUAUACUACAGCCAAAAACAUUACCAUCCAUCAAUCGAAACUCCUGCAGCCGAAUUCAAAUGCAAGGCUUUGGGAGACUUACACAAAAUGCGCUUGUUUGCUGCAGAAGAACGUAGAUUUCGACGAGAAAGUUGAUGAUUUUGUGGAAAACCUCAUCAAUGAGCACAUAAAAAGUUUCACCACUUGCCUUAAGACACUCGAUGGCCUUUUGCACACAAUUGAUGACUGAUGUAUGGAAAUUUGUAAUUUUAUUAAAUUAUACUAAAAAAAAAUCCUAUAAUUAUGGAUUGUGUAUAAAGAUUUUAUUCCUUUUGCAGAAAAAUAAAUGUGGAGAAUUUAUAAAUUUACUAAUAAACUGAAGACAUACA
This is a messenger RNA of Phlebotomus papatasi, 1459 nucleotides long. RefSeq lists its product as uncharacterized. The transcript has 3 exons. Lineage: Eukaryota; Metazoa; Arthropoda; Insecta; Diptera; Psychodidae. Bases 853 to 1320 code for a protein of 155 amino acids. The record is from RefSeq and is a predicted model, not a curated record.